AUGGCAUCAGGUUUUCAUUUUGCUCUGUGGCUCUGUGUGGCCAGCGGACUGCUGGCUGCAGCUUCUGUGACUUCCUGCCCUGACGGCUGGACUCGGUUCGGCUCUCGCUGUUUCAAGUUCCACAUCACUGCGAAGACCUGGAUGGACGCAGAGAAACUGUGCCAGUCUGCCAAUGGGAAUCUGGCUUCGAUUCACAGUGCUGAGGAAAACACCUUCCUUAACGACUUCAUUGAAGAUGUGUCUGGUACGAGCAGACGCACCUGGAUCGGAGCCACUGAUGCAGUGCAGGAGAAAACAUUGCAGUGGGCUGACGGAUCCCCAGUCCAGUUCACACGCUGGCAUACAGGUCAACCGGACAACUUCAAAGGAAAAGAGCACUGUGUCGAGAUGAACUGGCAUGGAAACUUCUGGAACGAUCUGUCUUGUAUCACUAAAUUAUCUUUCGUGUGCUCCAAAAAUCUGUGAGGCGUCUCGCCGUCCUGACAUCAUCUUGCUGCAGCGCAUCUAUAAUCUCUUUGGUUCAGCAAACACUCGAUUAUCUUAUAAGUUUUAAACACAGUCACCUCUGAGUUAUACAUUUAGAAUAACUGACUCACUCAGCUGGACAAAUAUAAAUCA
Molecule: messenger RNA, 618 nt
Organism: Centropristis striata (black sea bass)
Lineage: Eukaryota; Metazoa; Chordata; Actinopteri; Perciformes; Serranidae
Product: galactose-specific lectin nattectin-like
Exons: 5
Coding region: 1-465 (154 amino acids)
Molecular function (GO): signaling receptor activity
Source: RefSeq, a predicted model, not a curated record